Messenger RNA from Podarcis raffonei (Aeolian wall lizard), 2297 nucleotides. RefSeq names its product centromere protein I (gene CENPI). The record is from RefSeq and is a predicted model, not a curated record. The transcript is spliced from 20 exons. The annotation marks the transcript as partial. Lineage: Eukaryota; Metazoa; Chordata; Lepidosauria; Squamata; Lacertidae. Gene Ontology annotation, cellular component: kinetochore.
UCUGAGGCGCCAGAACAUCCUUUGCCAGCUACUGGUAGUAAACAAACCAGAAGUGUCACAAAGCCUAAAGAGAUAGAAGAUGACCAGCUUUCCAUUGAAGAAGCCUUGAACUGUUUGAAUAAAAUUAAAGGUAGUGCCUCAAAAAAGAAUAUAGCUUUGCAGGGUCCUUUGAAGACUGUGGAAAAGAUUGCACAAGAGAGAGGCUUGGCACCAGAAGAAAUUCAUAACUUGCUGAACAUCACACUCAGUGGCAAGCUUGGUACAGUGAUAAGCACUAGGCUACUGAAGAAUCUGAUUCCCAUUUCCGUAAUAACAGAGGAUUCUGUUAUUUCAGCUGUGUCUUGGCUUUGUGCUCGCAAGUGUUCUAAUGACAUUCAGGUGCUCGUUCUAAAAUGGCUAAUUGUAAUGUUUGACUUCAUUGAUCAGAAGGAAAAUAUUAAUGCUCUCUAUGGUUUCUUCUUCAGCUUCUUACGAUAUGACAAAUUGCUCCCCUUUGCCUGUCAUGUGCUGUGUUUGCUGACCAGAAUGGAGAGUGUGAAACCUUUCCAUGUGAGGAAACUUCUAAAUUUACACGGCAGCAUGACAUCAGCUUCUCUGCAGACUCUGCUAUGGAAGUACAAGAUCUUUGCUCCUGAAAUGGUAACAGUAACUUUGCCUACAAAAACAAAGAUGUCAUUUAGGACUUUUUCACAUCCGUGGAAAACAGCAAUUGACAAUGUAAAACUGCGAAUUCACGGAACACCAUCUGCAUCCCAGCUAACUUUAAAAUGCAUGGAGUAUCCCCAAUCUCAGAAGAAGGAAAGGAAUACAAAGUUGAUUCCGCCUGUAUGCAGCUCCAAUGCAGAAAGCUUAGCUGAGAGUGAAAAGCAUAAAUUCUUUUCGUUGGAACAGCUGCAGACCUUCCCCCAGCUUCUGCAGAACGUUCAGUAUUUAGAGCCUCCAGCCCAAAUAGGCUCGGUGAUAGGCAAUCCUCUGUUGCUCCACUACUUCAGUCUCAAAGAUAAAUCAGUCUUUAGGAGGAUGCAUUACUGGAUGGGUCAUACAUUAAAAGAAGGAUGCCCUUGGUAUAAGAUGAUGAACCAGGAAGAUGAAUUGAACUUCAAGGUCUUCUUAGAGGAAGUCUUCAAAGCAGAGUGUUUCUUGCAGAGGGGUUUCUUGGCCUGUGAAGAAUUCUUGUGGAAGAGUCUGCGCUUCUGGGAUGGCUGCUGCUGUCAGUCACAGGUCCUACAGCUGGUGAGAUGGAUCUCUCCCAACAGCUUCUCAGAAAUGAAGACUUAUCUCUACCAGCCAUUGUUGAAGCUUUUUUCCAUAUCAUCUCUUUAUUUUAAGUAUGAAGUUCUUGAAAGCCUAAGGGAACUGUUACUGAACAUGCUGAAUUGCCACAUGCAAGCAGACAUGGCAACAGAAUCAAAUGUUGAUGUGUUGAACACCACCCAAGUUGACCUGAUAAGCUCCUUGGCAGAGCUCAUUCACUUUGUAAACAGGCUCUCAACUGUUGGUCUGUGCUUGGAGAACAACUCUACUUUGUUGAUGAAUGUUAUCCUGGAUUUCUAUGAGACAGUAUCCGAUAUAUAUCUGAAGUACAACCUCCCCUUGGUUAUUAUGCUUCCUACUGGAGUCUUCUAUCCAGCACUUCUCAGCAUGAAUUCUGCUACACUUGACCAACUCUGCUACAUUAUGUACAGGUAUCGAAUCAACCUGGUGGCUGCAAAACAAAAACCCCAGAUUAAAAAGUUCAAGUUGAGCCACCAGAUUUGCCAGGAAUACAACCGAUAUCUAUCAACCAUAGUUGGGUAUCUGUGGACCUCACAAGCAUUCCAGGAGUCCCCCUGCCCUCAGGGGAUUCAGCUGGACCCAGAAGUGCUGGAGAUGACAAGGGUGAAGGACCACAGGAAGGGCUUCAAUGUAGUUUUCCACCCUGCACUGAUGGGAUAUGCUAUGCUCUUCUUGAAGAAGAUGCAACCAGAGGACACAACCCUGAACUUCAGAUUCAUUCGGGGGGCAAGGUGGGGAUGGUACCAGGAAUUUCUCUACUCCCAAGGAUUACAAGGCCUGAAGCUUUUCAUCGAAAGUAGCAUUUGCCAUGCUCCUCAAGAGAAAGUAAGGCAUUAAUGGAAACAACAGAUUGAUUCUUACAGUCUGUUAUGAACUAUCAAGCUAUUCUUCAGAAAAGAAGAGGAAUAUUUUUUAAAAAAAUGUGUAUUUAUUAAAAGAUUUUAAUGAGUAACAAAAGUGCAUUUUAAUGAGUAACAAAACUGUUUUCAGACACCAUGAUAAUUUCCGGUCCGUGACCAUAA